AUGACAACGACCCAUGUUGAAACACCAAAAGCCGACGGGGAGGGAAGAGAGCGCAAAAGCCGAAGCGGGCCACAGAGGCAGAGAGACAACGACACUGCCAGGCAGCAGGCGCCAGCAGCCAGCGAGGGGCGACCCACGCGAGAACAACCGGAAGCACCGCACAGGGGUCCCCAGCAGACGAAAGCGCGGCGCAGCAGCAGACGUCUAAACUCGCAGAGCGAAACGUCCCUGGCGAGAAAAACAGGAAAGACGGCGCGCGCCGCGGGAUCGUCGAAAGCGCUCGCCCCAUAUACAGCUGGCCCCCUCUACCUCAUUUCCCUCUCUCGCUCUUUCUCUCUCCUCUCUCCCCCCCUCUACCAAUCCCUCCAUCUCUCCUCUUUCUCUCUCCCUCUCUCUCCCCCCUCUACCUCCCUCCCUCUCUCCUCUUUCUGCUCCCCCCCACUCUCCCACCACCCCAGGGGUAUAGCCCUUGACUGACAUAGUUCUCCAGUGGGAGCCAUGUUUCCUCAGUGUGAUCUGCGUCCCAUUUGAGACUCAGAGCAUGUGUCCCUCAGCAGUUGUAGCCAGGCCAGUAUAAAUCUAAAAUGUGUUAAUCAUGUCCUUACAUGGACGGCCUCAUCCAGUCUCAUCCGCUUCACCCUUGGUCCCAUUCACAUCCACCUCCAAGAGGAAAUACUUUACCAUGGAUGCUUCCCGCUAGCUCUGGUCCAGGGCGUUAGUGUGGCUGAGACUUCUUCAACGUUAGCAAGCUGCAGCAACAGCCUGGACCAGAGCUAGCUUCCCUCAUGCUUGUGAUCUCAACACUGACUGGCUGUAUGCAAUAUAUUUGUGAAUAACACUGACUGGCUGUAUGCAGUAUAUUUGUGAAUAGCGGUCAUUGGAAAGAAGUGGAGGGCUCUCAACCAAAACAUUUCAUCAUCUAUGAACAGGAAAAGGCCAAUGAACAAAUGGCGGUUAUUAGAAGAUAAAUAUAGAUGGUAAAUUAAUAGGACUCUAUAUCAGUAGAUAGUACUCAUUGUUUUAAUAAGGAUCGGAACCCUGUUUUUCAAUUUUCGCCUAAAAUGACAUACCCAAAUCUAACUGCCUGUAGCUCUGGACCUGAAGCAAGGAUAGGCAUAUUCUUGAAACCAUUUGAAAGGAAACACUUUGAAGUUUGUGGAAAUGUGAAAUUAAUGUAGGAGAAUAUAACACAUUGGCUCUGGUAAAUGAUAAUACAAACAAAAAAACAUACGUUUAAUAUUAUUAUUUUCUUCUGUUCCAUCAUCUUUGAAAUGCAAGAGAAAGGCCACAAUAUAAUAUUGUAGUUUAGGCACAAUUCAGAUUUUGGCCACUAGAUGGAAGCAGUGUGUGUGCAAAGUUUCAGAUUGAUCCAGUGAAGCAUUGCAGUACUGGACUAUUUUGUAUCAAGUCUGCCCAAAUGUGCCGAAUUGGUCAAUUGAUACAUUCUCAAGUACAUAACUAUAGAGAAUAUAGAAAAUGAUAUGGUAAUACAAAAUGUAAGUUUACACACUUCCAGGAAUGUCAUACAUGAUGGAUCAUUAGCUUAUACACUAACUUUGACACAUCUAGAUGGCCGGGCGGAGUGGGUGUGGAGCCAGAGACAGCAAGGGGUCAAACUGUAGAACCCAGUUCCUACAUUUGAAUAUAAAAAUUGAUUUUAUCAAACAAAACUAUGCUACAUUUUAUCUCUGGGACCCUCAAGAUGACAAAUCAGAGCAAGAUUAUUGAAUGUAAGUACAUUAUUUACCUUCAGAGGUGAAUGUGGUCCUCUGUAGCUCAAUUGGUAGAGCACGGCGCUUGUAACGCCAGGGUAGUGGGUUCGAUCCCCGGGACCACCCAUACACAAAAAUGUAUGCACGCAUGGCUGUAAGUCUCUUUGGAUAAAAGCGUAUGCUAAAUGGCAUAUUAUUAAUGUAUCAAACCAGUUGCCAUGAUAAGUUCUUUGUUGUUGUGCACUCUCCUCAAACAAUAGCAUGCUAUUUUUUCACUGCAAUAGCUACUGUAAAUUGGACAGUGCAGUUAGAUUAACAAGAAUUUAAGCUUUCUGCCCAUAUAAGACAUGUCUAUGUCCUGGAAAGUUUGCUGUUACUUACAACAGUCAUGCUGAUCACGUUAGCGCACGUUAGCUCAACCAUCCCAUAUACGGGACACCGAUCCCGUAGAGGUUAAAGCUAUAUCAGUAGAUAGUACUCAUUGUGUUAAAGAUAUAUCAGUAGAUAAUAAUAAUAAUAAUAAUAAUAAUAAUAAUAAUAAUAAUAAUAGUAGAUAGUACUCAUUGUGUUAAUAAUAAUAAGCCAUUUAGCAGACGCUUUUAUCCAAAGCGACUUACAGUCAUGCGUGCAUACAUUUUUGUGUAUUGGUGGUCCCGGGGAUCGAACCCACUACCUUGGCGUUACAAGCGCCGUGAUCUACCAGCUGAGCUACAGAGGACCACCAAUACAGAGGACCAGUGUUGAAACUAUAUACAGUGCAUUCGGAAACAGAAACAGAAACAGAAACAGAGACAGAGACAGAGACAGAAACAGACAGAGUCAAAUAAAGUCAAUCACUGCAUUGCACUGACCCAGUACUACAUUCACCCAGGCAUCUCAGACUACCAGCACUGCCUCUGCUUCCCUCUAGUGUUGUAACUGAGAACUACAACUUUCAUAAUGACGUCAAAGGAAAUUAUAAUUGUCACAUGCUUCGUAAACAACAGGUGUAAACUAACAGUGAAAUGCUUACUUACGGGCCUUCCCAACAAUGCAGAAUACAAUAAAUAAAAAAUUAUAAUAAUAGAAAAAAAGUUGUAACAACAUAAAUAAAUUAAUACAGAAUGAGCAAUGACAACAUGGCUAUAUACAGGAAGUACCAGGUAAUAACAUGGCUAUAUACAGGGAGUACCAGGUAAUAACAUGGCUAUAUACAGGAAGUACCAGGUAAUAAUAUGGCUAUAUACAGGAAGUACCAGGUAAUAACAUGGCUAUAUGCAUGAAGUACCAGGUAAUAAUAUGGCUAUAUACAGGAAGUACCAGGUAAUAACAUGGCUAUAUACAGGAAGUACCAGGUAAUAACAUGGUUAUAUACAGGAAGUACCAGGUAAUAACAUGGUUAUAUACAGGAAGUACCAGGUAAUAAAAUGGAUAUAUACAGGAAGUACCAGGUAAUAACAUGGCUAUAUACAGGAAGUACCAGGUAAUAACAUGGUUAUAUACAGGAAGUACCAGGUAAUAACAUGGCUAUAUACAGGAAGUACCAGGUAAUAACAUGGUUAUAUACAGGAAGUACCAGGUAAUAACAUGGCUAUAUACAGGAAGUACCAGGUAAUAACAUGGCUAUAUACAGGAAGCACCAAGGUAAUAAAUAUGGCUAUAUACAGGAAGUACCAGGUAAUAACAUGGUUAUAUGCAGAAGUACCCGGUAAUAACAUGGCUAUAAAGGGAAUACCAGGUAAAUAACAUGGCUAUAUACAGGAAGUACCAGGUAAUUAAUAUGGCUUAUACAGGAAGUACCAGGUAAUAAUAGGGCUAUAUACAGGACAGUACAGGUAAAAUAUGGCUAAAAUUUCAGGAAGUACCAGGUAAUAACAUGGCUAUGUGCAUGAAAGUACCAGGUAAAAACAUGGCUAUAUACAGGGAAGUACCAGGUAAUACUAGGCUAUAUACAGGAAGUAAACCAAAGGUAAUAACAUGGCUAUAUACAGGAAGUACCAGGUAAUAACAGGUAUAUACAGGGAGAUACCAGGGUAAUUAAUAUGGCUAUAAACAGGGAAGGUAACCAGGUAAUAACCAUGGCUAUAUACAGGAAGUACCAGGUAUAACAUGGCUAUAUACAGGGAGUAACCAGUACUGAGUCAAUAUACAGGGGUACCCAGGUAAUAACAUGGCUAUAUACCGGGAAGGGUACCAGUGUAAUAAACAUGGCUAUAUACAGGGAAGUACCAGGUAAUAACAUGGCUAUAUACAGGAAGUACAGGUAAUAACAUGGCUAUAUACAGGAAGUACCAGGUAAUAAUAUGGCUAUAUACAGGACAGUACCAGGUAAUAACAUGUCUAUAUACAGGGGAGUACCAGGUAAUAACAUGGCUAUAUACAGGGAGUACCAGCUAAUAACAUGUUAAUAUACAGGAGUAGUACCAGGUAAUAACAGGCUAUAUACAGGGAGUACCAGGUAAUAACAUGGCUAUAUACAGGGGUACCAGCUAAUAACAUGUUAUAUACAGGGAGUACCAGGUAAUAACAUGGCUAUAUACAGGGAGUACCAGGUAAUAACAUGGCUAUAUACAGGGAGUACCAGGUAAUAACAUGGCUAUAUACAGGGAGUACCAGGUAAUAACAUGGCUAUAUACACAGGGUACCAGUACCAAGUUGAUGUGCAGGGGUAUGAGAUAGUUGAGGUAGCUAUGUACAUAUAGCUAGGGGUAAAAUGACUAGACAACAGGAUAGAUAAUAGACAGUAGCAGCAGUAUACUGUAGGCAGGGGGUAAAAUGACUAGACAAACAGGAUAGAUAAUAGACAGUAGCAGCAGUACUGUAGGUAGGGGGGUAAAGUGACUAGACAACAGGAUAGAUAAUAGACAGUAGCAGCAGUAUCCUGUAGGUAGGGGUAAAGUGACUAGGCAACAGGAUAGAUAAUAGACAGUAGCAGCAGUAUACUGUAGGUAGGGGUUAAGUGACUAGGCAACAGGAUAGAUAAUAGACAGUAGCAGCAGUAUACGUAGGUAGGGUAAACAGUACAGUUAUACUGUAGGUAGGGGUAAAGUGACUAGGCAAACAGGAUAGAUAAUAGACAGUCAGCCAGCAGUAUACUGUAGGUAGGGGUAAAGUGACUAGACAACAGGAUAGAUAAUAGACAGUAGCAGCAGUAUACUGUAGGUAGGGGUAAAGUGACUAGACAACAGGAUAGAUAAUAGACAGUAGCAGCAGUAUACUGUAGGUAGGGGUUAAAGUGACUAGAAAACAGGAUAGAUAAUAGACAGUAGCAGCAGUAUACUGUAGGUAGGGGUUAAAGUGACUAGACAACAGGAUAGAUAAUAGACAGUAGCAGCAGUAUACUGUAGGUAGGGGUAAAGUGACUAGGCAACAGGAUAGAUAAUAGACAGUUAGCAGCAGUAUACUGUUAGGUAGGGGUUUAAAGUGACUAGGCAACAGGAUAGAUAAUAGACAGUUAGCAGCAGUAUUUACUGUAGGUAGGGGUAAAGUGACUAGGCAACAGGAUAGAUAAUAGACGUAGCAGCAGUAUACUGUAGGUAGGGGUAAAGUGACUAGGCAAACAGGAUAGAUAAUAGACAGUAGCAGCAGUAUACUGUAGGUAGGGGUAAAGUGACUAGGCAACAGGAUAGAUAAUAGACAGUAGCAGCAGUAUACUGUAGGUAGGGGUAAAGUGACUAGACAACAGGAUAGAUAAUAGACAGUAGCAGCAGUAUACUGUAGGUAGGGGUAAAGUGACUAGACAACAGGAUAGAUAAUAGACAGUAGCAGCAGUAUACUGUAGGUAGGGGUAAAGUGACUAGACAACAGGAUAGAUAAUAGACAGUAGCAGCAGUAUACUGUAGGUAGGGGUAAAGUGACUAGACAACAGGAUAGAUAAUAGACAGUAGCAGCAGUAUACUGUAGGUAGGGGUAAAGUGACUAGACAAACAGGAUAGAUAAUAGACAGUAGCAGCAGUAUACUGUAGGUAGGGGGUAAAGUGACUAGACAACAGGAUAGAUAAUAGACAGUAGCAGCAGUAUACUGUAGGUAGGGGUAAAGUGACUAGACAACAGGAUAGAUAAUAGACAGUAGCAGCAGUAUACUGUAGGUAGGGGUAAAGUGACUAGACAACAGGAUAGAUAGGACUAGACAACAGGAUAGAUAAUAGACAGUAGCAGCAGUAUACUGUAGCUAGGGGUAAAAUGACUGGCAACAGGAUAGAUAAUAGACAGUAGCAGCAGCGUUUGUGAUGAGUGUGGAAGUGUGGAAGUGGUGAAUAUGUGCCUGUGUGGACGUGUUACGUGUGAGUGAGUGAGUGUGUAUGUGUGAGUGAGUGAGUGAGUAUGUAUGAGUGAGUGAGUGUGUAUGUAUGAGUGAGUGAGUGUGUAUGUGUGAGUGAGUGAGUGUGUAUGUAUUGAGUGAGUGGAGUGUGUAUGUGUGAGUGAGUGAUGUGUUAUGUAUGAGGUGAGUGCGUGAGUGAGUAUGUAUGAGUGAGUGGGGUGUAUGUUUGAGUGAUGUUGAGGUGUAUGUAUGUGUGAGUGAGUGAGUAUGUAUGAGUGAGUGAGUGUGUAUGUAUGGAGUGAGUGAGUGUGUAUGUAUGAGUGAGUGAGUGAGGUAUGUAUUGAGUGAGUGAGUGAGUGAGUAUGGACGUGAGUGGUGUGUAUGUAUGAGUGAGGGGAGUGAGGUGUAUGAGUGAGUGAGUGAGUAUGUAUGGUGAGUGAGUGAGAUGUAUGAGUGAGUGAGUGUGAGUAUGAGGAGGAGUGGUAUGUAUGAGUGAGUGAGUGAGUAUGUAUGAGUGUUGGAGUGUCAUUGUAAGUAUGUGUGAGUGAGUGAGUGAGUAUGUAUGAGUGAGUGAGUGUGUAUGUAUGUGUGAGUGAGUGAGUGAGUAUGUAUGAGUGAGUGAGUGUGUAUGUGUGAGUGAGUGAGUGUGUAUGUAUGAGUGAGUGAGUGAGUAUGUAUGAGUGAGUGAGUGUGUAUGUGUGAGUGAGUGAGUGUGUAUGUGUGAGUGAGUGAGUGAGUAUGUAUGAGUGAGUGAGUGUGUAUGUAUGAGUGAGUGAGUGUGUAUGUAUGAGUGAGUGAGUGAGUAUGUAUGGAGUGAGUGUGUAUGAGAGUGAGUGAGUGAGAGUGAGGAUGAGUGAGUAUGUAUGAGUGGAGGGAGUGUGUAUGUAUGAGUGAGUGAGUGAGUAUGUAUGAGUGAGUGAGUGGUAUGUUGAGUGAGUGGUGUGUAUGUGUGAGUGGUGGGUGUGUAUGUAUGUGUGAGUGAGGAGUAUGUAUGAGUAAAGUGAGUGUGUAUGUAUGAGUGAGUGAGUGAGUAUGUAUGGGGUGAGUGAGUGUGUAUGUAUGAGUGAGUGAGUGUGGUAUGUAUGAGUGAGUGAGUGGAUGUAUGAGUGAGUGAGUGAGUAUGUAUGAGUGAGGGUGGUAUGUAUGAGUGGGGUGAGUGUGUAUUUUGGGGUGAGUGAGGUGUGUAUGUAUGAGUGAGUGAGUGUGUAUGUGUGAGUGAGUGAGUGUGUAUGUAUGAGUGAGUGAGUGAGUAUGUAUGAGUGAGUGAGGGUGAAUGUGAGUGAGUGAGUGGUGUGUAUGUAGGGAGUGAGUGAGUGAGAUGUAUGAGUGAGUGAGUGAGUAGUUGUUGAGUGAGUGAGUGUGAUGUUGAGUGAGUGAGGAGUAUGUAUGAGUGAGUGAGUGGGUUGAGUGAGGAGUGAGUAUGUAUGAGUGAGUGAGGAGUUUGUUGGUGAGUGGGGUGUGUAUGUAUGGUGAGUGAGUGAGUAUUUUGUGGAGGGUGAGUUUUUGAGUGAGUGAGUGGUGGUGAGUGAGUGAGUGUGUAUGUAUGUGUGAGUGAGGGGUAUGUUAGAUGAGUGAGUGAGUAUUUGAGUGAGUGAGUGUGUAUGUAGGGAGUGAGUGAGUGAGUGUGUGAGUGAGUGAGUGAGUUGUAUGAGUGAGUGAGUGAGUUGUAGAGUGAGUGAGUGGUGUAGUGUGAGUGGGGUUGUAUGAGUGAGUGAGGUGUAUGUAGGUAAAGUGAGUGGUGUGUAUGUAUGAGUGAGUGAGUGAGUUGUAUGGUGGGGUGGUGAGGUGUAUGUAUGGUGAGUGAGGAGUAUGUAUGGUGAGUGGGUGGUAGAGGAGUGGUGAGAUGUGAGUGAGUGAGUGGGUAUGUAUGUGUGGUGAGUGAGGAUGUAUGGAGUGAGUGUGAUGUAUGAGUGGUGAGUGAGUUGAGGUGUGGUGUGUAUGUAUGUGUGAGUGAGUGAGUAGUAUGAGUGGUGAGUGUCUGUUGAGUGAGUGAGUGAGUGUGUAUUUGGGGGUGAGGGGAGUUGUAUGAGUGAGUGAGUGAGGUGUAUGUUGAGUGGUGUGGUAGUUGGUGAGUGAGUGGAGUUGUGGUUCAAGUGGUAGUGGAGUGGUGGUGAGUAGUAUGAGUGAGUGAGUGAGGUAGUGAGUGGUGAGUGUGUAUGAUGUGGAGUGAGUGAGUGUGUAUGUAUGUGAGUGAGUGAGUAUGUAUGUGUGUUGGGAGUGAGUAUGUAUGAUGAGUGAGGGGAGUGAGUAGGGUAUUGUGAGUGAGUGAGUAUGUAUGAGUGAGUGAGUGUAUAUGUGUGAGUGAGUGAGUGAGUAUGUAUGAGUGUUGGAGUGAGUAUGUAUGAGUGAGUGAGUGAGUAUGUAUGAGUGAGUGAGUGAGUGUGUAUGAGUGAAGUGAGUGAGUGUGUAUGAGUGAGUGAGUGAGUGAGUGUGUAUGAGUGAGUGAGUGAGUAUGUAUGAGUGAGUGAGUGAGUAUGUAUGAGUGAGUGAGUGAGUGUGUAUGAGUGAGUGAGGAGUGUGUAUGAGUGGGGUGAGUGAGUGUGUAUGAGUGAGGAGGGGAGAUGUAUGAGUGAGUGAGUGAGAUGUAUGAGUGAGUGAGUGUAUAUGUGUGAGUGAGUGAGUGAGUAGUAUGAUGAGUGAGUGAGUGGAUGAUGAUUUGAGUGAGUGAGUGUGUAUGUGUGUAUGAGUGAGGAGUGAGUAUGUAUGAGUGAGUGAGUGAGUGUGUAUGUGUGUAUGAGUGAGUGAGUGAGUGAGUGAGUAUGUGUGUAUGAGUGAGUGAGUGAGUGAGUGAGUGAGUAUGUAUGUGUGUUGGAGUGUGUAUGUAUGAGUGAGUGAGUGUUUAUGUAUGUGUGAGUGAGUGUGUAUGUGUGAGUGAGUGAGUGUUUAUGUAUGUGUGAGUGAGUGAGUAUGUAUGUGUGUUGGAGUGUGUAUGAGUGUUGGAGUGUGUGUGUAUGUGUGUAUGUGUGUUGGAGUGUGUAUGUGUGUUGGAGUGUGUAUGUGUGUUGGAGUGUGUAUGAGUGUGUGUGUAUGUAUGUAUGUGUGUUGGAGUGUCAUUGUAAGUAUGCGUGAGUAGAGUCCAGUGUGUGUUCAUAGAGUCAAAAAGAGUUACUGCAAAAAGGGUCAACGCAGAUAGUCUGGGUAGCUAAUAGGUUUACUAUUUAGCAGUCUUAAGGCUUGGGGGUAGAAGCUGUUCAGGGUCCAGUUGGUUCCAGACUUAGCACUCCGGUACCGUUUGCCGUGCGGUAGCAGAGAGAACAAUCUAUGACUUGGGUGGCAGGAGUCUUUGACAAUUUUUAGGGCCUUCCUCUGACACCGCCUGGUAUAGAGGUCCUGGAUGGCAGGGAGUUCGGCCCCAGUGAUUUACUAGGCCGUAUGCACUACCUUCUGUAACGCUGAGCUGUUGUCAUACCAAGCGGUGAUACAGCCAUGCUUUCAGAGAUGCAGCUGUGUAACUCCUCAGCGGAGAUGAGUGGAGAGGAGAGGAAGGAGAGGAGAGGAGAGGAGAGGAGAGGAGAGGAGAGGAGAGGAGAGGAGAGGAGAGGAGAGGAGGAGAGGAGAGGAGAGGAGAGGAGAGGAGAGGAGAGGAGAGGAGAGGAGAGGAAACCCCUUCUCCUCUACUCUGGGUGGAGCAGAAGGAAGCUUCCUCGUUAUAAUGACUCACCCUGAAGGAAGCUUCCUCAUUAUAAUGACUCACCCUGAAGGAAGCUUCCUCAUUAUAAUGACUCACCCUGAAUGUUUAACUGUGCCUACUUUGAUCAGAGCCACUAGUUUCAAUUGCAGGGCAGCGGGGUUAAGGUAGGCAAGAUGGAGGGAGAAAGACAGAGAGAGAGAGAGAGAGAGAAAGAGAGAGAGAGAGAGAGAUAGAGGGCGACAGGGAGACAGAGAAGGAGAGAGAGAGAGAGAGAGAGAGGUCAUGCUCAACAUGAGCUCCUGAUUUAUUUGUUUUUUUUGUUUUUAGAAUGAGAUAAACACUUGAAUCUAAAAAGAAUUCAAGGCAAGAAGUGAUGAACAACAACUCUAUUAAAUCAGAAUAGAAAAAAAAGUAACUUUGCGCCUCAAAUUAAGAAGUUGACUCUCACUAGCUAGCUACACAACAAAAACCUAGCCAGCAGGCUAACAAGCCAGCCAGAAAAUUGAGCUAGGACAAACCUAGCAAGGGGAGUUAAUACAACUACAUCAAACGACCAAACUGAGUGAGUAUAUCAAAAAGAAGCACGGACUCCAACUUUAAACAUAUCUUCUGUUUUUGUGUGUGAAGAUCUUUCACUCUUUUUGCUGGUUUUUGAGCUAAACAGGAGCUAGCUAGCAACAGCAGCAGACAAACAAAACUGGUUGCCAUAGCAACGGUGCAGCAGAACAGAGCAGCAGCAGCAGUAGUAGCAGAGCCCACAGGCACCAUGUCCCCACUCCCCCUCAGCGCUGAGUCCAUUCUCUACCCUCCAGAGUCCCACAGGCACCAUGUCCCCCCUCCCCCUCAGCGCUGAGUCCAUUCUCUACCCCCCCAGAGGCCACAGGCACCAUGUCCCCACUCCCCCUCAGAGCUGAGUCCAUUAUCUACCCCCCCAGAGGCCACAGGCACCAUGUCCCCCCUCCCCCUCAGCGCUGAGUCCAUUCUCUACCCUCCAGAGGCCCACAGGCACCAUGUCCCCACUCCCCCUCAGCGCUGAGUCCAUUCUCUACCCUCCAGAGGCCUGCAGGCACCAUGUCCCCACUCCCCCUCAGCGCUGAGUCCAUUCUCUACCCUCCAGAGGCCCACAGGCACCAUGUCCCCACUCCCCCUCAGAGCUGAGUCCAUUCUCUACCCUCCAGAGGCCAAAAAUGACACAACAAGGAAAGCUUUUAAACAGAAUCUACUAAAGGGGAGGCCAGAAACCCUUUUCACAGACCUCUACAAAAACGGUGAUGUGAGUAAUCUCAUCUUUCUCACUGACCAGCCAAAUGCAUGGCGCUCAGCAGUCUGCUCUCACUACCCAUCCGUAAAGAAAGAGGGAAUCUGUAAUGGGUGGAAGCUGAAAGUCAAAGAGACAGAUGACCCUGACAGCACCAUGAUAACAAUCAACCUCAACAAGACUGGGACUGUCAUGGUGCAAGGUAACCUUAGGCUGUUUGAAACAGACUUUCAGACCAUUAAGGAGAGAGCAGAGAGAGAGAAGGACACCACCAGUGACAUGCCCUCCCACAAGACAAACUCCACCAGCACCACCCUCACCCCCACUAUCCCCACCCAAAAAGGCCCAUCCAGCACCUCUCUUCCCACCAUAGUGGAGGACACGCCCCAGGAGGAGAGCGACCCCCUCAGUGCAGAGCAGGCUCAGGCCCUCCUCACCACCAUGGCUGCCAUGAGGGAUCAGUUCACCACACUGGAGGGAGAGGUGGUCCUGCUCAGGGAGAGUGUGAGCAAACAGCAACCAGACAUCCACACCUUAGAGGAGCUCCUAACCAAGGUGCGGACAGAGCAGGACAGCAGCCUUGCAACACAGCUGAAAGAAGUUCAGCAAGAGAGAGACGGACUCAAGAGAGAGCUGGCUGAUAUAACAAAGGAGGUGAGAGAGCUCCAAAAAUACAGGCAGAGCAGUAAUAAUGAGCUGACCACACUAAGAGAGGAGCUGCAGGAGAGAAAGAGAACAGAGGACAGACUGCAGGAGCAGCUAGAUCACCACUCUAUGACCUGCCAUCACACAGCAGAGGAGCCCACCUCAACCAGCCAGGCCUCCCCAGCCCUGCCGGCUGCAUGCCUCCCCCCCAGCCCCCAGAACAGCCUCCCACUGACAGCGGCACCGGCACAGACCAGCCACACCCCAGCUCCAACACCCACCAGCCCCAACUCUACCCCCUCCAGUCCAGAAGAAACACUGGCUGAGAUUGUCCUGUUGAUGGACUCAAAUGGGAAGUUUGUUCAGGAGAAGAAACUUUUCCCUAGACACAAAACGAGAAAGGUGUGGUGCCCAACAACGCAGAGUGCCAUGGCGCUGCUUGAUAAGGCCCAGCUUGGGUCGCCAAGCCACAUAAUCAUAAACACCGGAAGCAACGACCUGCGUGCUCAGCAGGAGAGGGUGUCGACAUCACUACGGGGAGUGAUUGAGAAGGCCUCCGCAAUCUUCCUCAACUCAAGGAUCGUGGUGUCAACCCUUCUACAGAGGAAGGACUUCCACCCUGCCACAAUCCAAAGAAUAAACGGCAGCCUCUCCCGGGACUGUGCCCUGCGACCCAAUGUACACCUGGCCCAUCAUCCCACCCUCGAUCUGGACUGUCUCUAUGACCAUGUUCACCUGUACAGGGAGACAGUCCCCAUCCUUGCUAAGACUCUCAAGGACGUCGCUUUAAACCGCAUCCCGACCUCUCCACCCAGGAACAGCGGAGCAAUCUCCACCCCCCCGAGAUCACCGAGACAACACCCCGGACCAGUACCCUGGACCCCCCAGCCACGGCCACAGCACCACCAACCUCAAUGCCCACCACAUCCAGCGCAGCACAGACCACCCCAGCCCAGCUUCAGACCCACCCAGACGAGGCCUAACACCCCCCUCCCCCCCACCACAGACCCACACCUGGAGGAGCCACAGCCCGGCAGACAGAGCUAUGCACAAGCUGUGAGAGGAGCAACUGGUCCAGCUCCCACCAACGAAAUGAGUGACAUCAAACAAAUGCUGAAUCUACUAUGCUCACAUGUGAUAGGCCGAGGGUCAUGGUAA
Coregonus sp. 'balchen' is the source of this 12644-nucleotide messenger RNA. The record is from the annotation of a GenBank genome assembly. Lineage: Eukaryota; Metazoa; Chordata; Actinopteri; Salmoniformes; Salmonidae.